Molecule: messenger RNA, 1988 nt
Organism: Gigantopelta aegis
Lineage: Eukaryota; Metazoa; Mollusca; Gastropoda; Neomphalida; Peltospiridae
Product: neuronal acetylcholine receptor subunit alpha-2-like
Exons: 1
Coding region: 602-1912 (436 amino acids)
Biological process (GO): chemical synaptic transmission; nervous system process; signal transduction
Cellular component (GO): synapse; membrane; neuron projection
Molecular function (GO): transmembrane signaling receptor activity; extracellular ligand-gated monoatomic ion channel activity; neurotransmitter receptor activity
Source: RefSeq, a predicted model, not a curated record
UAUAUCUGUGGUGUUUAUGUCAAUUGUUACGCUGCAAGUAGGAGUUUUAGCCACAUAUGUUACUAUUGUCGUCUAUGGGAUUUGAUUUGGUAGUACACACCCUGUAAAUGUUUUAUAGCUUUGUUGAUCAUGCAUUGGAUUUGGAGUCUGAUUAUGUUGACACGUUUGACAACAUGUAUAAAUCUUUUAUAGAUAGGACUGACUGCAAAUACUAUUACAGCAGAAACGAAUAAACAGCAGCUGUUUCAAGCAAAUUAAUCAACUGCUUUAGGUUCUUUGUUUGAUUGCAAUAAAAGAAUAUACAGCAGUCACUUUCAGUCGGCUUACUGUGGCUGGUAAAACAGUUAAAUAGCGAUGCAGAUAUAUUGUAAGCAUUUAUGCCGAGAGGAAGCAGGUGUAACUGAAGUAAAAAUAUCGAAUGUAGGGGAAUAUUUUGCACGAUUUUUCCAGGGAGAAGGUGCAACACUAGAAAAGUGCACGUACAGUAUUCCAGGGUAGUUAAUAAGCACUAUGUCACGGCUCUGUUUCUCGACCAUAUAUUAUAUUUCAUUUAUAAGCUAAAACAGACAUUUCCAUCAAAUUUGAAGUUUUGGAGAAGGUGAUGCGACCCUUCCUUAGAUCUGCACCUAAACGUGACACUUCGUCUAGUGCUCUGAUAUCCAGUUACUCUCACAGGAAUCGUGACUUUUUUCAGCUCAAGCUAGUAAUGCAGCUAGAAAAAUCUGCAUUGUGGUGUCUGGCGUGGUUGUUGUGUGCAAUGACCUCUGUCUCUACGUUCCCGGUCCAAGACGAUUACGAACGCCUCCUUUCGUCCAUUCUAUCAAACUAUUCCGUGAUUACCCCAGCCUUCACCUCUUCUUACGGCGACAACAAGAUCUUCAUCAAAUGUUUUCCCGUCGCCGUUCUGGGCAUCGACGACGUCAAACAGAUCCUGUCCGUCCAGCUGUUUUUCCAAGAAACUUGGAUCGACUCCCGCCUCUCAUGGGACCCCGACGAAUUUGGAGGAAUCGCCGACAUCCAGCUUCCGGUCGAUCGGGUAUGGCUACCGAAGAUUUUGAUCACGAACUCUGCUGGCGACACGACCAUGGACACGUCCAUUCCUGUUCACAUCUUGUCCUCGGGGUUCGUUUCGCGAGGUGUGUACGGCGUGUCCAGCACCACGUGCUCGCUGCAGAUGUCCAGAUACCCGUUCGACACCCAGAGGUGUAAGAUGUCCAUCUCGGGCACGCUCGGCUCCGACUACAAGUACCACAUGACCUCCACCGAGUUCACUCUGGGCAACUACUUCAAGAUCAGAAGCGAGUGGUCUCUGGAACAAGUGGAGCGUUACGUCACCAACGUUCCUCUUAACAACAACAACAAUAACAGUAACGACAGCAGCAGCACGUCCACAGGCUACUACCACAACGUGGCUGAGUACGUGUUCGUGUUGAGACGGAAGGGUUGCUUCUACAUUGUGACAACCAUCUUUCCCAUGUUCCUCCUGUCUUUGCUGACCCCGCUCGCGUUCAUCAUCCCCCAAAACUCGGACGCGAAGUUCGGCUACGUGAUCUGCAUCAUGGUGUCGUACGCGGUGUUUCUCGAGUUCAUCACCAAGUCGAUGCCGAGGACGUCGUCGUCCGUCUCCAACCUCGAGCUGUACCUCAGUCUGACGCUGUGCCACUGUGUCUUCGCCAUAGUGACGCUCGUGUUUCUGGUGAACCACCGCGUCACGCAUCACACGGAGAGGACUCUGACGAGCGUCCAUACCGUCACAAUGCGUAAGGAGGAAGACUCCUGCGACAAGUUCGCCUUCAGGACUCUUUCAGAAUUGUAUUUCAGACUGAAGAGAUCAGCGAGAUGUUGGAAUUAUGUCGCUCUUGUCGUUUUUAUCCUCUCUUCACUGUUGGCACCUUCUGUGUUUUUGAUAUAACACAAUAUACGGACCUUAAAUAAAUAGAUGUACUGUUACGAGCUAUGCAGUGCAAUAAAACGAUGUAUCUCUAGAA